CAGAGAUUGUGCACUGACCAUUCUCAAGUAAAAAACAAAGAAAGAAAGAAAAAAAGAAAACAAUAUGGGAGGAGGGUGGUCACAAGAUGAGGCAUCUCAGAGUCAGUUUCAUCAAACAAGUAAGGAAGAAAGUAAAAAUAGUUCAAAAAUCCUGAAAGAAACAAAACUUAAUAAUGGCAAUAAGGCUAUUAUUAAUACAGAGAAAUCACCUAAUAAAUCCAUACAUAAAUUGGAUGAGAUCAUAAGAGAUGCAGAUGUCACCAUAGAUCACUCAUCUAUGGAGAAGCUAUUGCCUCAGCUCCAAAAUGGGAUAUUAUUGAACCAAAAAACACAGAAGUACUGGAUUGACAAGAUGUUGGAUAAUUGCUUUAUGGUGUAUGCAAGAAAACUGUCAAUUACUUGGGGAGAAGAUAAUCGUUAUUGGACAUGGCAACAGCAUAAAGACACAAGUGAGGAGUUAAUCGAGGUGGCUCGACUUAAGCAAGUGUGCUGGCUAGAAGUAAAUGGAAAAUUUGAGAUGAGAAAGCUGUCACCUGUAACUUUGUAUGAAGUAGCAUUUGUGGUAAUGAUGGAUGAUUCAGCUAAUGGUUGGAGUUUUCCUGUAAACAUUUCACUGUCUCUUCCAGAUGGAACCAACCAACAACACAACCAAGAUAUGACCAAAUUGCCAACAAACCAAUGGACUCACAUCACAGCUGGCAAGUUUAAAACAUCUCAUCAUAAUGAUCAAUUUGGGGAGGACAUCCACUUCUCUAUGCAUAAUUAUGAUUCACCCUGGAAAGCAGGCCUAUCCAUCAAAGGUGUUUUAAUACAGACUACCAAUUAACACCAUUAAUUAUAUUAUAUAUUAUGUUUGGUUCAUGAAACAAUUUAUAGGGAAACUUCUUGUAAUAAGAACAACAACAAUGUUUAUGAUCCAUGUUUAUUUCCAAAUAAGAUACAUGCAGUCAAUUAUAGUAAAAAAGGUAAAAGAAUAUUUUGAGUAGAACUACAGAUAUUAUUGUGA
Cannabis sativa is the source of this 1006-nucleotide messenger RNA. RefSeq lists its product as uncharacterized. The record is from RefSeq and is a predicted model, not a curated record. NCBI's taxonomy places the organism in Eukaryota, Viridiplantae, Streptophyta, Magnoliopsida, Rosales, Cannabaceae. The coding region runs from base 65 to 826 and encodes 253 amino acids. The transcript is spliced from 3 exons.